GAGAAGGCAGACACGUCGGGGGAGGGGCCCGAGCGUUCCCUCAAAAGGCAGAGAGCGUUUCCCCCUGCAGCAGACGACACGUUGCAGUUGUUGGUGUUGACACAAGCGGCCAUCAUGAGUCACGUGGACGUGAAGAACCUGAAGCCCAGCAGCUUCGAGGACGAGUACUACGACCAGUACGACUACUACAGCGUCAGCGACAAGUACACAGAGGGGGCGGCGCGCAAAGGCCGCACCAAGAAGGAGGCGAGCGCCAACACCAACAGGCCCAACCCCGGCGGGCACGAGCGCAAGAUAGUGGAGAAGCUGCAGAACAGCGAGAAGAAGGACAAGGCGUGAACGCGCAGGACCGCUCUGACGGCUCAACGGGAAAUGACCUCGGCCUCGAUGGCGCCCCGGCCGCACGUGCAGUGCAGGUGGGGGGCUCGGCGAGACCACCCUGCGGCGAGGGCGUGCACGUGAUCACAACAUGCACGUGCACUGUGAUUGACGGGAUUUGUUGACUCAAAUAAAGUUUGUACUUUGUUCAGUACACUUCAAUAA
This is a messenger RNA of Nerophis ophidion (straightnose pipefish), 543 nucleotides long. It is a transcript of the gene nupr1b, whose product is annotated as nuclear protein 1b. The transcript has 3 exons. Gene Ontology annotation, biological process: negative regulation of cell population proliferation; negative regulation of cell cycle; regulation of transcription by RNA polymerase II. Bases 115 to 339 code for a protein of 74 amino acids. Gene Ontology annotation, cellular component: nucleus. The record is from RefSeq and is a predicted model, not a curated record. Lineage: Eukaryota; Metazoa; Chordata; Actinopteri; Syngnathiformes; Syngnathidae.